CGAAAUAAAUGUGGGUAAAUUUCGGAGGUUAGGUGUGUUCGCUAGAUGUGUUUAUGUUCAUUUAAGGCCAGCGGUUUCAAACCCUCACCAGCCGACAUCUUCAUUGAAGAAUAAAACACAGCAAAAUUUUGGCAAUUAUUUCGCCUGCUUGCUGCCGGUUUGGUAUGUUAUUUGUCCACAAAAAGCUUCCUUUUUAAUUGGAGACUCUUUUCAUCGCCACAAGUCAAUGACGAUGGGUACCCGCCUAGUUUUGCGGAGUUUACUCAACGAACUUUCAUUAGUUCGGAAAUGCUUUUCAACAUCCAGUAACUGCAAGCUUCGUAGGGGUCGCUUGUAUCAAAACGCCAGAUGUUCUGCGAGCUUUUUUGGUUCAUCAGCUGUGGAAAAUCAACAAUCUCAUCAGGAAGAAAGCAGAGAAGAACGUUUUCGUAAACAACGGAGAAAUAUAGGGCUCAUCAUCGGAUCAUCUGUCGGCCUGAUUAGUUCGCUGUAUUUUUUAUUCAGGAGACUCAAUCAAGCUCGUGCCGAAGGGAAAAAUCUUCCUAUUGAUUUUAAAACUGAUAGAAACGUGGUUGAAACUCAAGACAAGGGAGAGGACGAGACAGAAGGUAAACGGAAGAAGGAUAAACGUGGAUUUAAAGAGAGAAGGAUUAUUGAGUAUGAAAAUCGAAUCAGACAAUACAGCACUCCAGACAAGGUUUUCAGAUACUUUGCAACACUAAAAGUUGUGCAUAUUGGUGAGGACAAUGAUGUGUUCAUGACACCUGAGGAUUUUGUGAGAUCAUUGACCCCAGGAAAAAUACAACCUGCUGGAUUGGGACUUGAUGAACAUGAAAGAUUUAAUCCUGAGAAACACAAGUAUAAAGGAGAGCUUUCUGAACACUUGGGCCAGGACAGUGUUUUCCUGAGGAUGGGAGAACAUGGGCUUAUUUCGUUCUCUGACUAUAUUUUUCUUCUAACAGUGUUAUCAUUACCUCCCAGAAUGUUUGAAAUUGCAUUCCAAAUGUUUGAUUUAAAUGGAGAUGGGGAAGUUUCACCAGAGGAAUUUGAAAAGGUUCAGAAUAUCCUUUUUAGCAUGACUCAAACUGGGAUGCGGCAUCGUGAUCAUGUAGUGACAGGCAGUGUUCUAUCUGCUCAUGUGAACAGUGGUAUCAAAGAAUACUUCUUUGGAAAAGAUUUGAAGAAGAGGCUAACUGUGCAAAGAUUUAUAGAGUUUCAAAAGAAUUUACAACAAGAAGUCAUGUAUCUAGAGUUCAAUUCCUAUGACCCUGAGAAUGGCUGCAUUAAAGAAUGGGAGUUUGCAGACAUGCUUCUUACUUACUCUAGUUUCCAUGAAAAGAAGAAGGUGAAAAUUCUGAGGAAAGUAAAGAAAUAUUUUAAAGAAAAUCCUCAGGGAAUAACAUUCAAAGAUUACUUGGCAUUCUUCAGCUUCAUGAGAAACAUUUCUGAAGCAGAUAUGGCUUUGAGUUUUCAUAAUGCAGCAGGCAAAGCUAUUGAUCCAGCAACAUUCAAGCAAGUUGCGAAGACAGUGACAGAUGUUAAUUUGAGUGAUAAUGUGGUUGAUGUUGUAUACAAGAUGUUUGAUGAAAAUGAUGAUGGAGUUCUUAGUCACAGAGAAUUUAUUGUUGUGAUGAAGAAUCAACUUGUCAGAGGAUUAGAAAAUCCAAAGGAUACAGGUUUUAGUAGACUGAUGCAGGCCAUUUGGCACUGUGGAAAACACUUUGCAUAUACCACUCUGCAUGGUAAGAAACAAUCUGCUGAGGACUAGAUGAUAAUCAUGUUGAACUCAAAGAUCAGAAUGAACACAGUGCCAGGAAAAUUGAUUUGUUGCUUGUCAGUGUAGAGUAAAUUACAAAUUAGUGAAAGGAUUUAAUGGAAGGAGCGAGGUCCAUGUACUAGCUUGCAACAAUAGUGUACAUUAGCUGUCAUCUUCAAAUGUUCAGAAACAGUUGUCUUUGGAGAACUGACUGAAUGUGAUCAGUGGGUAUGAAAAAUGCAAAUGAUUGUGAAUUCCAAGUAUUGACCAUUAUGGCUAGUAACUUGCUCAUGGCACUGGAAAUUUGCCUGUUUGUUUCAUGUACAAAUGUAACUGUGGAAUUGUUUGUCAGUCAGAAAAAGACAUGAAUUUGAGCAAACUUUACAAAAAAGUACAAAUUUUGUAUUUAGUGUAGUUCUUUGAUUGUACAUUGACUUGAAUUAACUUGAAAUAGCUUGUGGGUUUCAGGAAAGAGUGAAUUGUUUGUAAAUCAGAAAAAUGUGUGAAUUUAAAUAAACUUUCCA
Pocillopora verrucosa is the source of this 2280-nucleotide messenger RNA. RefSeq names its product calcium uptake protein 1, mitochondrial-like. The record is from RefSeq and is a predicted model, not a curated record. Gene Ontology annotation, cellular component: uniplex complex. Gene Ontology annotation, molecular function: calcium ion binding. Lineage: Eukaryota; Metazoa; Cnidaria; Anthozoa; Scleractinia; Pocilloporidae. Gene Ontology annotation, biological process: mitochondrial calcium ion homeostasis; calcium import into the mitochondrion.